Zychaea mexicana is the source of this 659-nucleotide messenger RNA. RefSeq lists its product as uncharacterized. The transcript is spliced from 3 exons. Bases 306 to 659 code for a protein of 117 amino acids. The record is from RefSeq and is a predicted model, not a curated record. Lineage: Eukaryota; Fungi; Mucoromycota; Mucoromycetes; Mucorales; Lichtheimiaceae.
GAUUCUUAUUCCGUGCUAACAUCCAUUGUUAGGCUGCCCCGCGCAUUUGUUGAUAAUUGAUACAUGAUGUGAUUGUAAAAUGCUGCAUAUUUAGUCGAUAUAUUUCAACUCUUCCUUGGACAAACGGCUCACAAGGAAAGUUGUUCGUGCUUGAAUUACUAUGUACGUUUAUUGUAUAUGUAUAAAAAGAGCUUUAAAAUAGUCUCUUUUCUCUCUUGGCCUAUGCAUGCGCACUAACGUUUCUAUCAGAAUAAAUUGCUGGUGCACGUAGCGUGAUUUAACAACAAAAAAGCGCCAUCUUCAAAAUGGCUCAGCUCUGUAAGAUGCGACCUUAUUUGUGUUUUGAUGAAACGGGCUAUAAAGGUCGCAUGACAGGUUCGCUGGAGUUAGGUCAGCCUGACCGCCUUAUCAUAUCUUUAAGCUGGGGUAGUCAUUUUCGCACAUCGAAACCACCAACGACGAACCCGUUGCUUGUAGAUGGUCUUGGUAAAUUAGGCGCUGGGAGAAGCUGGGCUGCUGCAUGCGUGUUGUAUCUCUUUUGCUCUGUAUAUUUCCGUGUGAAUAAUGAGGCACUUCGUUCUGAGUCCCCAACCGUUAUUGCUUUCCCCGACGUAAACUCUCUUGCUCAUGAACUGCUGAUUUACUUUGCUCUAUUCUAA